UGAGUUUACGAGGUUGCUACUAGAAACCAUUAGUCUCGGCUAGCGUUGUUAAAGAGGAGCGCUUGCUUCACCGCUAGCUCCGCUAGAUCUUGCACAAUCCCAUCGCCGCGGGAACUCCCGCGCACCCCCUUUUGACCACCAACACCAAAUAAAUGUAUGAAUUAUCUUUGACGUAGUAGAUCAAUUGCCCCUUUAAAAAUACGCCUCCAAGGCCCAAGCCCGUGUCCAAGCAAAACACAGCCAGCCCACGGCCGCAGGCAGGUCCAAGCACAACAAAAAACAACCCCACCACCGCAACCCCGCCACUUUAAACGGCCGCGUCUCCAUCCGUCGAUUCUCCUCACCCCCCCUUCUCUCCUCCAAUACAAUAUUCUUCUUUUUCCUUCUCCCCCGGAUUCUGAUACCCCAUCCGAUCAACAACCACAAUGGCCUCCCACGAAGAAGAUACCAUGCCUGAGGAGACUCAGGGCUACAAGCUCUCCCAGCCCAAGCAGUCCCUCGCCCAGUACCAGCAGAUGGAUGCCGGCGACGAGUCCCUCCAGCGCUACAAGCAGUCCCUCGGUCUUGGCGGCGGCAAGGAUAUCUCCGACCCCAACGACCCCCGUGUCUGUAUCAUCCACUCGCUCACCAUGGAGGCUCCUGGCCGCGACCCCGUCACCAUUGAUCUCUCGGUCCCCGGCAGCGAAAAGUCCCUCAAGGAGCACCCGUUCAAGAUCAAGGAGGGUGCCAAGUUCUCCAUGAGCGCCAAGUUCAAGGUCCAGCACGAGAUCCUGAGCGGUCUGCACUACGUCCAGAUUGUCAAGCGCAAGGGUAUCAAGGUUUCUAAGGAUUCAGAGAUGAUUGGAAGCUAUGCCCCCAACACAGAGUCGCAGACUACCUACACCAAGCGCUUCCAGGAGGAAGAGGCUCCCUCGGGUAUGCUCGCCCGCGGUCACUACAACGCCAUUUCGAGCUUCGUGGAUGACGAUAAGAAGAAGCAUCUCGAGUUCGAAUGGAGCUUCGACAUUGCCAAGGAGUGGUAGACGACGGUCCUGGCGAUUACAACGAAUUUCACGACGCAUUACACCCUGAUUAGUUCCCGAGGACUUUUCUGACGGAAUAAAAUAUACGAAAGAGAGACGGAGGCGGAUUUUAUGUAGUUUUUUCGUUCUUUUAGACAAAUGGCACAGUACUUUCCAUCAUCGUUUCAUCUACUACACUGGCCUGACAGGAUAUCAUAUAAUAUUGUACAAAAAAAAGGCAGAGACAAUGUCCCUGAACAAUGCCGCUUAUAAAAAGUAGUCGGGCAGAGCGCUGCCGUCGGCUGUCUUAUCGCCACCCAGCUGCGCAUCUUUAUGCAAAUCGUUCUCCGGUGCCGCUGCAAACACAUUAAAGAACCGUGUGCCGUCGGUAUGCACUUCCAGCACACUCGCCAUGUUGCCGCAUCGGUAGCAGUAAUUCGGGGCGCUCCACACCGUGCUCAGUCUGUCGUCGUACAGAACCUGGUAUCCUUCCUGGCACAGCUGGUGUGCGCGCAGAAUAUGCGACAUGUUGUUGACGGCCAGGAACUUCUUAACGACUUGGGAGCCAAAUGUAUAUCCUGCACCGCGCGGCGAGAGAGAGAAUUCGUCCCGUUCCGGGUCUGGGUCGGACCAUACGAGAUCAGCCAUCGGUCCUUCGUGGGGGAUUUCGCGGAAGCGGUCUAUGAUUUUAAUCUGGUCUAUGGAGUGGAUAGACGGUGAGAGGCCACCGUGCACGCAAAAGAUUUCGUUGUCGAUGACGACGCUGAGUGUCAAGAAGUCGAACAUGUCGGUAAAGUAGUGCCAUACGUUGGCGUUGCCGUAUUUGCGCGAGCACUCGGUGUAGAAGCCGUACGAUUGUGUCACACCACGCGAUUCGUGGUUACCGCGGAUCAAGUGUACUCGUUCGGGGUAUCGCAGUUUCAGACAGACUAGCAACGAGAUUGUCUCGACGCUGAACAUGCCUCUGUCGACGUAGUCGC
Molecule: messenger RNA, 1981 nt
Organism: [Torrubiella] hemipterigena
Lineage: Eukaryota; Fungi; Ascomycota; Sordariomycetes; Hypocreales; Clavicipitaceae
Source: the annotation of a GenBank genome assembly